UGUUCUAGACCUGGAUGCUUACCAGCAGUCAGGAGCUUUCCUAUUUUCAAUGUUUGUGCUUUCAGCAAUCAUUAAACAGAGAGAAGCGAAGGGAAAAUCCACCACGGCUAUUUCCCCCUAUGCAAUCCUUGUACUUGUACUGGACUAACUGGAAAAUGGUUCAGGAUCUGAAGAGAAAGCCAUUCGUUAUUGCUGUCCUCUGGCUGCUCAGCUCAGCACAAGCAGGGAAUGCAGACAGACCCUCAAGGCAUCAUUGCACUGACUUCCAGACAGCAAAUUUCCUACGAGGCAGUAAACUUAAGGUCCAGUUUCUUCUGUUCACCUCCUCAAGCCCCAGCUGUGGAGAGCUGAUUUCAGUUGAUGACGACAUCAAGAGCUGCAGCUUCAAUAGUAGCCUGGAAACCAAGAUCAUAAUCCACGGCUUCAGAGCCUUGGGUACCAAACCUUCCUGGAUUGAAGGGCUUGUCAGUGCCAUACUACACACAACCCAGGUGAAUGUGAUCGCGGUAGACUGGGUUUAUGGGUCUACAGGAGCCUAUCCCUCUGCAGUGGAAAAUGUCACACAGCUUGCCCUCUCCAUCUCACAAUUCAUCAGCAAGCUCCUGGCCCUGGGAAUCUCAAGGACAUCCAUCCACAUCAUUGGUGUAAGCCUUGGUGCACAUGUCGGGGGCCUAGUGGGGCACUUCCACGGUGGUCAGCUGGGACGGAUCACAGGCCUGGAUCCUGCAGGCCCUAAGUACACCAGAGCUAGCCCUGAGGAACGCCUGGAUCCUGGAGAUGCCCUCUUUGUGGAAGCCCUUCAUACCGACGCUGACAAUUUUGGGAUCCGGAUUCCUGUAGGCCACAUUGAUUAUUUCGUUAACGGAGGCAGAGAUCAGCCAGGAUGCCCCCGAUUCAUCUCUGCAGGAUACAAGUAUCUGAUCUGUGAUCACAUGAGGGCAGUGCACCUCUAUGUCAGUGCCUUGGAACAUUCCUGUCCGAUCAUAGCAUUCCCCUGUGCAAGUCAUCAAGAUUUUCUAAACGGUCAUUGUCUGGACUGCGUUGACCCCUUCCUGUUCUCCUGUCCAAGGAUAGGUCUGCUGAAGCAGGCAGGUAUCAACAUGAGAAAGCUGCCCAAGGAAGUGAAAGUUUAUUUAAUGACCAGUCCCACAGCCCCAUUCUGUGUCCAUCACAGCCUUGUUGAGUUCCACUUGCAGAAGAAAAGAAACAAAGUCACCAGCAUUGAGAUCACUUUCUACAGUAACAGCACCCAGGACAUGGCGAAGAUCACCAUACCUAAGCAGCAGGAGAUGGGUAAACGGUUGCUGGCCCACAGAGUUCCCUUCUGCCAGAUAACCAGCGUGACUCUGAAGUACCUCCCCAAGAAUCACCUUUGGAGAAAGGAUGAGACAUUCAUUGUUGGCAAGUUCUGUGCAGCCCCCCUGCCUCUCGAUAGCAAUCGGACAAUGUCAUGCCUGCCUUGGAACCUCACCCUCCCCAGCAACACAGACAUCUCCUAUGAGCUACCCACUCCUUGUGCCUAGCACUGCCUUCAGAGCAUACAGGCAUACCCAAAACUGGAAAGAAGCCCACCAGUACCUAUUGCUGUUCUCUGCUCAUAGAUGAUACUUUCACCAUAAAGCCAGGUGGGUUAUUUACUCCUUGCAUUACAGACACGAUGUCAAGGAAAACAAAUGUGUAGCAUAUUGGUGAGUACAAGGUUGACUGUUUACAGCAAGGCCUCUAAGUUAGAAGACUGGAUUGGGAAUUUUAUCUCAAAGAUUCUGUACUCAGCUCUGAACAUGAGUCAUAUAACCUCCAGAUUUGGAUUUGUAUUAAAGGAGGGGGUAAUAUCUCUUCUUACAACAGGAAUAGUGGGAUGAUUCAUUUCUGGUUUAUAUUAAAGUGUCCUGAGAUCUUCACAUUAAAGG
This is a messenger RNA of Pogoniulus pusillus (Red-fronted tinkerbird), 1910 nucleotides long. It is a transcript of the gene PLA1A, whose product is annotated as phospholipase A1 member A. The coding region runs from base 15 to 1523 and encodes 502 amino acids. Gene Ontology annotation, molecular function: lipoprotein lipase activity. The transcript is spliced from 11 exons. Gene Ontology annotation, biological process: triglyceride catabolic process; fatty acid biosynthetic process. NCBI's taxonomy places the organism in Eukaryota, Metazoa, Chordata, Aves, Piciformes, Lybiidae. The record is from RefSeq and is a predicted model, not a curated record.